Messenger RNA from Bombyx mandarina (wild silkworm), 1474 nucleotides. It is a transcript of the gene cbc, whose product is annotated as protein CLP1 homolog. NCBI's taxonomy places the organism in Eukaryota, Metazoa, Arthropoda, Insecta, Lepidoptera, Bombycidae. Gene Ontology annotation, biological process: mRNA 3'-end processing; tRNA splicing, via endonucleolytic cleavage and ligation. Gene Ontology annotation, cellular component: nucleus; mRNA cleavage factor complex. The record is from RefSeq and is a predicted model, not a curated record. Gene Ontology annotation, molecular function: polynucleotide 5'-hydroxyl-kinase activity.
UAUUUCAGUGGUUUUCUGUGUUUUGUAUGUAUUUGUGUAUUUGAAUUGGAAUUGAAUUGUGUUUACCUACUGAUUUUAAUUAUUGUUAUUGUUUUGUUAAAGUUUAAUUAAAUUAAGUGAACGUGCAAGUCUUUCAUAAUGACUGAAGUGCAACUACAAGAAUUUAAGCUUGACCCCGAUUCGGAAUUACGUUUUGAAGUAGAAUCGAAGAACGAAAAAGUCGUCUUAGAGGUAAAAAGUGGAUAUGCUGAAUUAUUUGGUACAGAACUGGUGAAAGGAAAGCCAUACGAAUUCCACACUGGUGCUAAAGUUGCUGUGUUUACUUGGCACGGAUGUACUAUAGAACUUAGAGGAAAGACUGAAGUCAGCUAUGUAGCCAAAGAAACACCGAUGAUAGUGUACUUGAACGUACAUGCGGCAUUAGAACAGCAAAGAGUUGCAGCAGAACAAGAGAACACAAGAGGUCCGGUAACAAUGAUAGUUGGGCCUGCAGAUGUUGGCAAGUCCACACUCUCAAGAAUCCUUUUGAACUAUGCUGUCCGCAUGGGCAGGAGGCCUAUUUAUGUUGAUUUGGAUGUGGGACAGGGCCAGAUUAGCGUUCCUGGUACAAUCGGUGCAUUGUUAGUAGAGCGCCCUGCGUCUAUAGAAGAAGGCUUCAGUCAGCAGGCUCCGUUGGUUUAUCACUUUGGUCACACUUCGCCAAGCGAUAAUAUUGAGUUAUACAACACCAUUGUGUCGAGGCUAGCCGAAGUGAUCACAGAGAAAUGCGAAACUAAUAAAAAGGCCGCGUCUUCGGGCGUCAUAAUAAACACGUGUGGCUGGAUUAAGAAUGCUGGUUACAAGGUUUUAACUCAUGCCGCACAAGCUUUUGAGGUUGACGUCAUAUUAGUUUUAGACAAUGAGAGAUUGUACAACGAGCUGAAGCGUGACAUGCCUAAAUUCGUGAAAGUAGUCUAUCUACCUAAAAGUGGUGGGGUGGUGGAGCGCUCCGGCACGCAGAGGGCGGAGGCCCGGGACGCGCGCAUCCGGGAGUACUUCUACGGGAAGAGAACACCAUACUACCCGCAUUCCUUUGAUGUUAAAUUCUCAGAUCUCAAGAUAUACAAGGUGGGCGCGCCGUCGCUGCCGGACUCGUGCAUGCCGCUGGGGAUGCGCGCGGAGGACGCGCUGACGCGGCUGGUGGCGGUGUGGGGGGGCCGCGCGCUGCAGCACCGCCUGCUCGCCGUGUCCUUCGCGGCGGAGCCCGACGACCACGUGCUGCACUCCAACCUCGCGGGGUUCGUCUGUGUAACGGCUGUCGAUAUGGAGCGACAGACUUUGACGGUCCUGUCCCCGCAGCCGCGCCCUCUCCCCAACACGAUCCUGUUAUUAUCGGAACUACAAUACAUGGACAAUCAUUAGCGUUGAUAAGUGCUUAUACUUAAGAUGUGUUACAAGACUGUAAAUUAUCGAAUAAAACUUGUUUUACUAUUUA